Molecule: messenger RNA, 2912 nt
Organism: Cuscuta epithymum
Lineage: Eukaryota; Viridiplantae; Streptophyta; Magnoliopsida; Solanales; Convolvulaceae
Source: the annotation of a GenBank genome assembly
CCUAUGUGAGUCAUGUGACAAGCUAUUAUUACCUCCACAAAACAAGGACGGAUUAUGUUCUCUUGUUCAUCCUCUUUGAAGGGGAACAAAAUUGCAGCUGGGCCUAAGAAUAAAAACUUGAAACAAAUAUACACAUUCCCUUAUAAUAAAAUAAGAUAUCUUUUCCUAUGGAUAUGCUGAUCUUGCCAUCUUUUUUGCUGCACAAUUUACAUCCUUUCUAGCAUCAUUCCAUAACUGCAAGCUCCCCAACUGUGACCCAAAUGCAGUCUCCCACAGAGUGGCUUAGUUUGAAAAUGGAGAAUGAAGGGCACGAGAGGGAGCCAAGAGAUUUGGUAAGGGAGGAAGAAGAAGAGGAAGAAGAAGAUGGGUUGCUUGUUAGAAGCUCAAAGUCCAAUGCAGAGAGGGGAAUCCCCAAAGUAGUGAAAAAUUGCCAUGCUGAGAAAGGUGGCUAUGCAGAUUUACUCUCUGUGACUGAAAAUGGAGCUCAAGAAUCAACCUUUGACUGUGACAAAAAAAGGGUCGAGGAGCUUGUUAACCCUACACAAGCCGAUAGAGCUGAAGAAGGAGCUCAAUCAGCUCAUCUCAAAGAUUACCUGCCAAGACUACAAAGUUGUGUUUACGAUGACAAAGAUGAUGAUGGGAAAUCAACGCCUACACCAUCAAUAAAAGAAUGCAAUGGCAGAAAUGCAUCAGACGUCUCUGUCAACGGGAGUCUGUAUUCUGAUCUUGAUUAUCCUCAAACUCUACCUCAAGUACCUAAUACAUUUCAGAAAUCAUCAACUGUUGAAGAGAUAGAAGCAGCUGCUGUUGACGAGAUAACUGAUAGUGAAAUUGACCCAAAUGAUUAUGAUGUCGAGAGUGUGCUCCAGAAGCAGAAUACUCACGAUCUGUACUGCCCAAAUUGCUAUUCCUGUAUAACCAGAAGAGUUAUUCUUCGUAAAAGAAAGCGAAAGAAUCGAAUUUCUAGUGAAGAUGCUAAGAGAAAUAAAUUUGAGUCUUCAUUUGGAUCUGAACAUGAAGCUUAUCCUACGCAAGUGACCAGUGAUCAUGGUCAUGAUGAUCCUCUUAUCAAUCUCGAGGAUACUCCGAUAUUAGAUGACUACAAUAGUGAAAGAGGGGUAUUUAGAUGUUUAUCAUGUUUCAGCUUCUUUACCCCAACAGAGAGCGGCUUCAAGUUGUUCCAAAUUUUUGGUGAGAAAGGUGGCAAAGAAAAUGCGAGAGAUGAUGAAAGAAUGAAAAUGAAGAAAAGUUGGUUUUCUUCAAUUUUUGUAUCAGAUAAAGGAAGAGGGUUUGCUGAUCAAGGUCCAGAGAAAACUAAUAAUGAAGAAACAAGUCCGCCUCUUCAUGUUGACUGUCAGGAAACUGAAGCUAGUAGCUUAAUUUCUCAUAACAACGAGCCUAAACGAGUGGAAAACAAUGUGAUGGGCACAGUCGGUAUAUCGGACCGUGCAAUUAUUGACAAGCAAGAUGUUGGUGCUGGGAAUCUGAUCAUCAAUCAAUUUAAAGUAGAUACCAAUCAUCAACUAAAUGUAUCAAAGGAAGUUAAAGUAAGUGGUGCAAUUGAUGAAUCAUGGACUCGAGAUGACAAAAGUCAAGUUAUUGCUGAAAGACUUGUAGAUGGUAGUUUGUCAGCAACCCAAACUGGAUUGAAGGUUUUGGUAACCUCAAAUGCACAGUCUUUGAGUCUGGGGAAGAAGCAAGCUGACCAAUUAUGCGAUAGGGAAGUGCAAAACAAAAGUUCAGAUGAUGAAGCUGUAAUCUCACUGAUAUCACCGGUUUCUGUACUUAAAGGAUCAGAAGGUGUUACUAAGUUUGAUAUUCCAACAGGUGCUCAUGAAGAUAAAGGCAAGGAUACUAUCAUAACUGUAGAAGAAGGGCCCACUGCUUUUGUAGAAUCAGUUAAUGUGCCACAUCUAGCUACCCAAAUACAUGAGAUGGAGCAAGGAGGCAAUGCAAGAGAAGGGAACAAAAUUGAGAUCAUCAAAAGCAUUGUAUAUGGUGGUUUAGCCGAGUUAAUCACAAGCCUAAGCAUUGUGUCAUCUGCUGCGGCUGGUGAUACUACUACAUUACAAAUUUUAGCCCUGGGUCUCGCUAAUUUAAUCGGGGGAUUUUUCAUAAUCCUAAAUAAUCUUUGGGAGUUAAAGAAAGAUUGCAUUGAGCAGGCUUCAAACCAAAUUACGGAGCAACCGGAUCGGUAUACAGAACUACUGGGCAAAAGAAAAAAUUUCAUGAUCCAUGCCAUUGUAGUUUUGCUCUCAUACAUCCUAUUCGGGUUAGUGCCUCCAACUGUGUACGCCUUCUUCUUGCGUACACGCAAUGAUGUCAGGGAACUCAAGCUAGCUACAGCUGCUGCAGCUUCACUACUCUGCAUCAUACUUCUGGCAAUUGGAAAGGCCUAUACCCAAAGACCGCCGAAACCUUACCUGAAGACCAUCACAUUUUAUGUUGUUUUGGGUCUCAUGGUCUCUGGAGUUUCAUUUGGUGCCGGUGACUCAAUCAACCGGCUGUUGCAGAAGUUCGGUUUGUUCAAGCCAAGUUCAUCAGAGAUCAGCUUGUACUUGCCUCGGGUGACUCCUCUAACGGAUGCCGUAACAUUGGCAUCAUCAAACUAAUCUGAUGAUUCGAUCAGUUCCUUUCUGCACUACAUAGUCCUAGAGGUUGAUCAGGCGUGUUCCGGGUACUUUGGACCAGCUCUGUACCAGCCCGGUUUCGGUCUGUUUCCAUAAAUGAGUCCUCCCCUAAAUCCCUAAUUUAGUGCUUUAUUAUUAAUUUAUGACUCUGCAUUUCAGAUUCUAUGCAUUAUGAGCCUUACUGUAUGAUUAUUGUUAGGGAUUAAUGCAUGCAGAUGAGAUUUAAUCCAACUAAUUAAUCUUUACACAUGGGUUUCUCCGCCCUAAAAGAAGAAAAAAUCC